Molecule: messenger RNA, 1696 nt
Organism: Gracilinanus agilis (Agile Gracile Mouse Opossum)
Lineage: Eukaryota; Metazoa; Chordata; Mammalia; Didelphimorphia; Didelphidae
Product: chordin-like
Exons: 12
Molecular function (GO): protein binding
Source: RefSeq, a predicted model, not a curated record
UGUGGGAUGUGGCGGGCACUGCCCCGGCUCUCCCUUCGGCUCCUUAGGGCUGAGCAGCUGCAUGUGGUGCUGGUCACCCCCAGUCACCCCUCAGGGGAGGUCUGGGGGCCCCUGAUCCGACACCGGGGAUUGGCUGCAGAGACCUUUAGUGCCAUCCUGACUUUAGAGGGCCCACCCCAAGCCAAUACUGGGGGGAUCGCCCUGCUCACCCUGAGCGACACAGAGGACUCCCUGCACUUCCUCCUGCUUUCCCAGGGGCUGCUGGAUUCUAGGAGUGAUGGCUCUUUCCACACUGCCCUUCGGCUGCAGAUUCGACACCAGGACCAGCUCCUCAGAGAGCUCCAGGCCAACGUCUCUGCCCAUGAGCCCGGCUUUGCUGAGGUAUUGCCUGACCUGAUGGCUCAGGAGCUGCAAUGGCUGGCUUUGGGAGAGCUUGAGAUAUCCUUGGAGAGGAAGGAGGGUCCCGGGCCCCGGAUCAGCGGGUACAUCACUGCCAGGCAGAGCUGCGACACCCUGCAGAGCGUCCUGUGUGGUGCAGAUGCCCUGGUGCCAGUGGAGACUGGGGCUGCUGGCUCUGCCAGCCUCAGGCUUCUAGGGAAUGGCUCUCUGCUCUACCAGGUGCAGGUAGUUGGCACAGCCAGUGAGGUCACGGGCGUGACCCUGGAGACCAAGCCUCGGAGGAGAAACCAGCGCAGCGUCCUGUGUCAGAUGACCAGGGGCCAACAAGGAGGGCGUAUGGUUGUGGGGCUGUGUCCAGGUCUAGGUGCCCGGGGGGUCCACAUGCUCCUCCAGAACGAGCUCUUUCUGAAUGUGGCCACCAAGGACUUCCCUGAGGGAGAGCUACGUGGCCAUGUGGCCACCGUGCCCUACAGUGGGUACAGUGCCCGGCAAGAUGUGCUUCCUGUGCCCUUGGCAGGGGCUUUGGUCCUGCCCCCCAUUCGAAGCCAGGCAGCAGGGCAUGCCUGGCUUUUCCUGGACGGGCACUGCCACUUGCACUAUGAGGUCCUGCUGGCCGGGCUCAGUGGUUCUGAGCAGGGCACUGUCACUGUCCACCUCACUGGCCCCCCCGGCCUCCCAGGGCCCCAGCGCCUGCUGAAGGGGUUCUAUGGUCCCGAGGCCCAGGGGAUUGUGAAAGACCUAGAGUCUGAGUUACUGCACCAGCUGUCCCAAGGCAUGGCCUUCCUGCUGGUCAGCACCAAGAGCAGCCCCCGAGGGGAGCUACGGGGCCAGGUGCACAUCCCCAACCAGUGCGAGGUGGGCAGCCUUCGGUUGGCAGCGCCCUUGUCUGAAAGGUUGAACCCUGACCUGACGGCGGCCGCAGCGCCCCUGGGAAUCCUGAACCCUGAAGCGCCCGAGACAGCAGUGUCUGUGGGCCCAGCGGUGCCUCAGGCCAUACCUGACGCCUCUGUGCCAGCAGGCUCUAAAAUGAGUGGGGGCGGACACCUCCGAGAUGCCAACACUUGUUUCUUUGAGGGGCAGCAGCGCCCCCACGGUGCCCGCUGGGCGCCCAACUACGACCCCGUCUGUUCUCUCUGCACCUGCCAGAGACGAACAGUGAUCUGCGACCCUGUGGUGUGCCCGCCCCUGAGCUGCCCUCACCCUGUGCAGGCUCCGGAGCAGUGCUGCCCCGUUUGUCCCAAAAAAUUGGAAAUUGGAGACAGGCAGAGCUUGGAUCGCAGCCGGGACCCGGGAGAAG